This is a messenger RNA of Gavialis gangeticus (Gharial), 3770 nucleotides long. It is a transcript of the gene ACSL3, whose product is annotated as acyl-CoA synthetase long-chain family member 3. The transcript has 16 exons. Gene Ontology annotation, cellular component: lipid droplet; endoplasmic reticulum; plasma membrane. Gene Ontology annotation, molecular function: long-chain fatty acid-CoA ligase activity. Gene Ontology annotation, biological process: long-chain fatty-acyl-CoA metabolic process; neuron differentiation; long-chain fatty acid metabolic process. The record is from RefSeq and is a predicted model, not a curated record. Bases 192 to 2333 code for a protein of 713 amino acids. NCBI's taxonomy places the organism in Eukaryota, Metazoa, Chordata, Crocodylia, Gavialidae.
GCCGCGGAGUGGGGCGCAGAUUUCAAGGUUGUUUCCUGCCUGUAACAACUUCUUUUGGAUAAGUUGAGAGUGAAGCAUCUGGCACCAGCUGUCACACCUAUACCUGCCAUGAUGAAAAGUUGCAUAAGAUCUUCAUUGUUCUCCAUGUAAUCAACUCUCCUUGUGACUUACAAACUUUGGAAAUAGCCAAAAUGAAGCUAAAGCAUACCAUCAAUCCUGUUCUUCUUCAUUUCAUAAACUUUAUAAUCUUGUUGUAUUCACUUAUAACAUAUAUUCCAUGGUACAUACUAUCUGGCUCAAGACAAGCUAUUGCAAAAUCAAAGCAAAUUAAAGCUAAACCUGUGAAUAACCAGCCUGGUAGUGCAUACAGAUCUGUUAACAGCAUGCAUUGCUUAGCUUCAGUUUUAUAUCCUGGAUGUGAUACGCUUGACAAAGUUUUCAAGUAUGCUAAAACUAAAUUCAAGGACAAGACGCUCCUGGGAACAAGGGAAGUCUUGAAAGAGGAAGAUGAAAUCCAGCCUUCUGGAAAAGUUUUUAAAAAGGUUAUCCUUGGAAAAUACACUUGGCUCUCAUAUGAUGACGUCUACAUUAAAGCUGUUAAUUUUGGAAAUGGCUUAGGCAUACUGGGGCAGCAACCAAAGUCAAACAUUGCCAUCUUCUGUGAGACUAGAGCGGAGUGGAUGAUUGCAGCUCAGGCCUGCUUUAUGUUCAACUACAGACUUGUUACACUGUAUGCUACUCUGGGAGGUCCAGCAAUAGUACAUGGAUUAAAUGAAACUGAGGUGAACACCAUCAUUACUAGUAAAGAUUUGAUGCAAACAAAACUGAAGGAAAUUGUCUCUCAAGUUCCACUGUUGCGACAUAUUAUUACUGUGGAUGGCAAACCAACAACAUGGGCAGAAUUUCCCAAGGGUGUCAUUGUACACACUAUGGUUUCUGUACAAGCUAUGGGUGCCAAGGCAGACAAUGUAAACAAGCAGCAGGCCAGGCCUGUACCUUCCGAUAUUGCAGUAAUCAUGUACACAAGUGGAUCUACAGGAGUUCCAAAAGGAGUUAUGAUUUCUCAUUGCAAUCUUAUUUCUGGUAUAACUGGGAUGGCAGAAAGGAUUCCACAUUUGGGGGAAAAAGACGUCUAUAUUGGCUAUUUGCCUCUUGCUCAUGUGCUGGAGUUAAGUGCUGAACUUGUCUGUUUAUCCCAUGGAUGCCGUAUUGGCUACUCAUCACCUCAGACAUUAUCUGAUCAGUCCUCCAAAAUAAAGAAAGGAAGUAAAGGAGAUAUUACUGUGCUCAAACCAACCCUAAUGGCAGCUGUACCAGAAAUUAUGGAUCGGAUCUACAAAAAUGUUAUGAAUAAAGUGAAUGAAAUGUCCAGUUUCCAGCGGAAUCUAUUUAUAUUGGCUUACAAUUAUAAAAUGGACCAAAUUUCAAAAGGCUACACUACACCACUCUGUGACAGCCUUAUCUUUCACAAAGUACGAAUGCUGCUAGGUGGCAGAAUUCGCAUUCUUCUGUGUGGAGGAGCUCCACUUUCUGCAGUAACUCAGCGAUUUAUGAACAUAUGUUUCUGCUGUCCUGUGGGACAGGGAUAUGGCCUAACUGAAUCUUCUGGGGCUGGAACGAUCACCGAUGUUUGGGACUAUACUACAGGGAGAGUGGGAGCACCUUUGGUUUGCUGUGAAAUCAAGUUGAUGAACUGGGAAGAAGGUGGAUACUACAAUACUGAUAAACCAUAUCCUAGAGGUGAAAUUCUUAUUGGAGGCCAAAAUGUGACUAUGGGCUACUACAAAAAUGAUGCAAGAACCAAAAAAGAUUUCUUUGUGGAUGAGGAUGGGCAGAGGUGGCUCCAUACAGGAGACAUUGGAGAGUUUCAUGCAGAUGGCUGUCUAAAAAUCAUUGAUCGUAAAAAAGAUCUUGUGAAACUCCAGGCUGGAGAAUAUGUCUCCCUUGGCAAAGUUGAAGCAGCUUUGAAGAACCUUCCACUAGUAGAUAAUAUUUGUGCAUAUGCAAGCAGUUUCCAUUCUUACGUCAUUGUAUUUGUUGUGCCAAAUCAAAAGGAGCUUAUAGAAUUAGCACGAAAAAAAGGAUUUAAAGGAACCUGGGAAGAGAUCUGUAACAGUUCUGAAGUAGAAAAAGAGGUCCUGAAAGUGCUAGCUGAGGCUGCUAGGGGAGCUAAUCUGGAGAAAUUUGAAAUACCAGUAAAAAUUCGUUUGAGCCCUGAUCCUUGGACCCCUGAGACUGGUCUGGUGACAGAUGCCUUCAAACUAAAACGCAAAGAGCUUACAGUACACUACCAAGCAGACAUUGACCGAAUGUAUGAGAAACGUGUAAACUAACUCAUCUUUUCCAGUACAGCUUUGCAACAGUGAGCUUGGAUCAAAUAGGAAAUACUUGAAUCACUGGUCUCAACACUUGAGACCAACACACACAAACACCCUUCCUCAUCUGCAGCUUAAACUGUUAUGUCUGAUAGCAUCACAAGAUUUGAUGGCAGGAUUAGUAAAAAGUUAAGGCAGCAAACUUGUGUCUGUCUCUCUCUUUGCCCAUUUUUCUGCUACCUUGUAAGUGUGUGGGUUUUCCUGAAUCCUUUUGGGAAACCAUGAUUUUUGAAGCUUCAGGUUUUUAAACAUGAUUUAUAUAGCCUGUAUAAUGUUCUGUUUGUAACUUUUCAAAGUUUGGAUGUAUAGAAAGAUAACUUGGCUGUAUAAGAAACGGUUAUUCUGGGGGCCUUUUUUACAUACGUAUUUAAAUAUAAGAAGUUAUUGAUGUUGUGAAAUUAUGUAAAUUUGAAAAUGCAUAUGAAUCAAAUUGUCAUUGGACAGAGGCCAGAUUAUUUGUUAAUGUGCAAUUGUUUUGUAUACAUUUGGGAAGAAAAAAAAAGUUUGACAUUCUGACUUGUGAAAUACACUUGAUGCAUGUGCCUGGUGGUUUCUUCUUAAAUUAUUUUAUUAUUACCUGAAAUGCACAGCACUGUAUAAAGGUAGACACUCCUGCAGGAUAUUGCUGUUUUAGGCUUUAGUAAUGCAAAAUACGCUAUUUAACACAGCAGAGCUACUUCUGUGAAUAACCUAAUAGGAACUUUUAAACUAUUUUCAGGCCAUUUUGUACAGAAGUUAUAUUGUUUAAAGCUAGCAAGUUCUGUAAAAUGUUAAGUCAAAUGAAUUGAGUUAGACAAUAUCCUUUUAGAAAGGAGAACUUAAGAAAAAAUUGUAUCUUGUCCUUCAGCCUUACACACACAAUUCAGGUUUCCUGCUUUGUCACUUGUGAAAAAUUGUUAUCAGUCAGGUUCAAUCCAGCUGCAGCCCAUAUUUGUGUAGUGAGGAGUGGGGGAACAUUUUUUUUAAAGGCUCAAAUGGCAGUGUGGUUCCCAACUCACACUGGUUGCCUAACCAUUGAAAAUCCCCCAUUCAAUUAAUAAUGCCGUGUUCUUUUGCAUACCUCUUGCUUUGAAGGUAGAUGCGUGGAGUAUGUUGUCAGUAAUAAUCCUAUUUAUUUUACAUGGUUGGUGGUUUAAUUGUUGCACCCGAAUUCUUGGUAUUUUUUUUUUUAAAGGAUGCUCAGUUUUUAAAUAGUUCCAUGAAGUUUUUUGUCUUGAGUUCUGGGUGCUAUUUAUGUCUAAAGUGACAGCCUCUAGACAUGUUUCACAUGUAUUUUUUAUUUUUUAAUAUAUUUAGAAAGAACAUUCAUUCUGGUCCUGGUCAUUGGGGAAUGUGGAAGGGUAUCAAUAAACUUUGGGAUAGUGCAGGUAUUAAAAACGGGGGUUUAAAUGCAGA